Molecule: messenger RNA, 892 nt
Organism: Hibiscus syriacus
Lineage: Eukaryota; Viridiplantae; Streptophyta; Magnoliopsida; Malvales; Malvaceae
Product: ethylene-responsive transcription factor ERF010-like
Exons: 1
Coding region: 157-642 (161 amino acids)
Biological process (GO): regulation of DNA-templated transcription
Molecular function (GO): DNA binding; DNA-binding transcription factor activity
Source: RefSeq, a predicted model, not a curated record
CAUUUCAACAACUUAAAAAGUUCAAACACACGACACACACAAACAGGAGCCUGCCAUCUCUAAAACUUUUCCUUUCCUUGCUUUCAUACUUCUUCGUCCCCAGUUUUUACAAUAAAAAAAACAAACCCAGAGCUUAGAAACAUUGGAUUUCUGGCGAUGGAAAAUGGAAGGGGGGUUGUCGGUUCGAGGAAGUGUUCGGAGAGGCCGUACAAAGGGAUAAGGAUGAGGAAGUGGGGGAAAUGGGUGGCUGAGAUUAGGGAACCCAAUAAACGGUCCAGGAUUUGGUUAGGCUCAUAUGCCACCCCUGUUGCGGCUGCCAGAGCUUACGACACGGCGGUUUUUUACCUGCGCGGGCCGUCUGCUAGGCUGAAUUUUCCCGAUCUUUUGGUGGGAGAGAAACUCGGCGGCGAUUUAUCGGCCGCUUUUAUAAGGAAGAAAGCGAUUGAAGUUGGUGCUAGAGUCGAUGCUCUCGAGGCAGCUCAUCAUCUUCAUCCUCGUCACGGUCAUAAUUACAAUCUUAAUCCAAAUUACAAUCGUGGUUAUGGCGAAAAGAUGAAGCCAAGUGACCGGUUUUUACGGCGGGUUGACUUGAACAAGGUGCCCGACCCGGAGGACUCCGACGGUGAACGGGAAAGCAAGUAGAAGGAAAAACAAGUCGAUCCCUCCAUCAUGCCCCUUCAAUUAUUACGAUUACAAAACCACUAUUUUGUUGGUCCUGUCUUUGGGCUGAAUAAGGGAGGCAAGCUGCUAACAUGAACCGCCGGCAGUAGAUAAUGCGCGCCGUAUAGGAGGACGUAAGGUAAGUUUAAGGAAAUGAUGGCUGAAGAAAUGAUGAAGCCUUUGUAUUAUUAUUGUCCAGUUAAUGAAAAAUCAUUGGUUUUUCCAAUCAUAA